Phacochoerus africanus (Common warthog) is the source of this 944-nucleotide messenger RNA. Its product is annotated as nucleolysin TIAR-like. The record is from RefSeq and is a predicted model, not a curated record. NCBI's taxonomy places the organism in Eukaryota, Metazoa, Chordata, Mammalia, Artiodactyla, Suidae. Gene Ontology annotation, molecular function: RNA binding.
UGGAACUCAGUUCUGCCCAAACUCCAAAAGGAUGGUAGAGAAUUGACCAAGAAAAAGAAAGAAGUCUGUUAACAGGCCAUGGAUGCACGAGUAGUUAAAGAUACGGCAACUGGAAAAUCCAAAGGCUAUGGCUUUGUAUCUUUUUACAACAAACUGGAUGCAGAAGAUGCAAUUGUGCGUAUGGGAGGUCAGUGGUUGGGUGGUCGUCAAAUCAGAACCAGUUGGGCCACACAUAAACCACCUGCACCUAAAAGUGCACAAGAAAAUAACACUGAGCAGUUGAAAUUUGAAGAUGUAGUAAACCAGUCAAGUCCAAAAAAUUGUACUGUGUACUGUGGAGGAAUUGCUUCUGGGUUAACAGAUCAGCUUAUGAGACAGACAUUCUCACCAUUUGGGCAAAUUAUGGAAAUCAGAGUUUCUCCGGAGAAGGGCUAUUCAUUUGUCAGAUUUUCCACCCAUGAAAGUGCAGCCCAUGCCAUUGUCUCAGUGACUGGUACUGCGAUCGAAGGGUGUGUUGUUAAAUGCUCUUGAAAAGAAUCUCCUGAUAUGACUGAAAACUUCCAACAGGUCAACUAUAGUCGGUGGGGCCAGUGGAGCCAAGUUUAUGGAAAUCCACAAGAGUAUGGGGAUUUGAGUCCAGUGGCAAAUGGGUGGCAAGUACCACCUGACGGAGUAUACGGGCAGCCAUGGAAUCAGCAAGGAUUUGGAGUCGACCAAUCACCUUCAGCGGCUUGCCUGGGUGGAUUUGGUGCUCAGCCUCCCCAAGGACAAGCCCCUCCCCCUGUAAUACCUCCUCCCAACCAGGCUGGAUAUGGCAUGGCCAGUUACCGAACACAGUGCGCUGGGACUCUAAACAAAAUGUAAUUCAUGACAGCUUCAGUUUCCUUGUGACAUUCUGAAGACAUGAAAGUAGACAUCGGAAAAUGAAAAUAUUUAUUUUAAAA